This is a messenger RNA of Carica papaya (papaya), 1049 nucleotides long. RefSeq names its product glutathione S-transferase DHAR2-like. The record is from RefSeq and is a predicted model, not a curated record. Gene Ontology annotation, molecular function: glutathione dehydrogenase (ascorbate) activity. NCBI's taxonomy places the organism in Eukaryota, Viridiplantae, Streptophyta, Magnoliopsida, Brassicales, Caricaceae. Gene Ontology annotation, biological process: cellular oxidant detoxification; ascorbate glutathione cycle; protein glutathionylation.
UUUAUUGAUUUAUCAACCAAACCAGUAAAUUCCAAGCUUAGAACCCACGCAUACCCCAUCAAGGCCAACCCCUUUCUCAUUUCGUUAUUUGCUGCCUUCUCUCUUUUAUCUCCAAGGUCUCUGUAGAAUAAGAAUUGAACACAUCACUAGCAACAAAAAUUUCUCAAAAUGGCUGUGGAGGUCUGUGUCAAGGCUGCUACCGCUGCCCCUAAUGUUCUUGGAGACUGUCCCUUCUGCCAAAGGGUUCUCCUGACUUUGGAAGAGAAGAAGGUUCCCUACAAGACCCACCUGGUCAAUCUCAGUGAGAAGCCUCAAUGGUUCUUGGAGAUUAGCCCAGAAGGGAAAGUGCCUGUGGCGAAGUUUGAUGACAAAUGGGUGCCUGAUUCUGAUGUUAUUGUUGGAAUGAUUGAGGAGAAAUUUCCUGAGCCUUCCUUAAUUUCUCCUCCUGAAGUUGCCUCUGUCGGAUCAAAAAUAUUUUGGGCAUUUUUCACAUUUCUGAAGAGCAAGGAUCCCAGUGAUGGCUCGGAGCAGGCUUUAAUUAAUGAACUAAAGGCACUUGAUGAGCAUCUUGCUGGACAUGGGCCUUUCAUCGCUGGGGAAAAGAUCACUGCCGUUGAUUUGAGUUUGGCACCAAAAUUGUACCACCUCGAGGUUGCUCUUGGCCACUUUAAGAAGUGGACUGUUCCUGAAAGCUUGACUCACUUACGGGGCUACACGAAGUUGGUUUUCUCUCGGGAAUCUUUUGUGAAGACUAAUGCUGCAAAGGAGUAUGUGAUUGCUGGAUGGGCACCAAAGGUCGAAGCAUGAGUUACUUUUAGAAUUCGAUGGCCUUUAAGCUAUUGUUAUAGGUGAGGCUUAUGUUGGAUGAAUGCUGCUUCUUCUAUUUGCCUAAUAAGUGUUAGAUCUAUCAUCUAUCAGUAUUUUUUUCUUUUGAGAAGAUAUCAGUAUUAAUAAAAUAACUCUGUAUUUAAUAUAUGCUACUGAUUGGUAAGCAAGUAUCUUUAUGAAAAGUAUUAUCAGCUGUCGAAAUACUAUUAUGAUUUUCGGUU